This is a messenger RNA of Ahaetulla prasina, 2608 nucleotides long. RefSeq names its product transmembrane protein 145 (gene TMEM145). NCBI's taxonomy places the organism in Eukaryota, Metazoa, Chordata, Lepidosauria, Squamata, Colubridae. Gene Ontology annotation, biological process: G protein-coupled receptor signaling pathway; response to pheromone. The transcript is spliced from 15 exons. Bases 7 to 1668 code for a protein of 553 amino acids. The record is from RefSeq and is a predicted model, not a curated record.
UUGAGGAUGGAGCCGUCCCAACCUCUGCGGCGGCUCCCGGGGGCUCGGAGGCUCCAGCUCUUGCUGCUGAUGCUGUUGCCUGAAUGGUGCUGGGGCAAAUACGUGAAAGGCAAUCUUAGCACCAAGGAGGAUUGGGUCUUUCUGACUAGAUUCUGCUUCUUUUCCGACUAUGGACGCCUGGAUUUCCAGUUCCGCUACCCGGAGAACAAAUGUUGUCAAAACAUUCUUCUUUAUUUUGACGAUCCUUCCCAGUGGCCGGCUGUUUACAAAAAGGGAAAUAAGGAUUGUCUGAUGAAAGAAUCGGUUAUCCGUCCCGAAAACAAUCAAGUUAUCAACCUUACAACCCAGUAUGCCUGGUCUGGGUGCAAGCUGGUGACCGAAAAUUCAGUUCGCUUUCUGAGUUGCACAAGCGGGAGAAGUUUCCGUUCCGUCCGGGAACGCUGGUGGUAUGUGGUUCUCAGCAAAUGUGGGGGCGACGGCUUGGAACUGGAAUACGAGAUGAUUUUGACAAACGGCAAAUCGUUCUGGACGCGUCACUUUUCUGCUGAUGAAUUUGGUAUCCUGGAAACUGACAUCACUUUCCUACUUAUAUUCAUCCUGAUCCUCUUCAUCUCUUGCUAUUUUGGCUAUCUGUUGAAAGGCCGGCAACUUUUGCACACCACAUACAAGAUGUUUAUGACAGCAGCUGGAGUAGAGGUGCUCAGCCUCAUGUUCUUCUGCAUAUACUGGGGCCAGUAUGCAAGUGACGGGAUUGGAAACGACAGUCUUAAGAUCUUGGCCAAGCUCCUUUUUUCCGUCAGUUUUCUGAUCUUCCUCUUGAUGCUUAUCCUCCUGGGAAAAGGAUUCACAGUUACCAGGGGCCGGAUCAGCCACACGGGCUCCAUCAAGCUCUCGGUAUACAUGACCUUGUACACCAUCACUCAUGUUGUGUUGUUUAUCUACGAAGCUGAGUUCUUCGAUCAGGCACAAGUACUUUACACAUAUGAAUCUCCAGCUGGAUAUGGCUUGAUCACUCUGCAGUUUGUGGCUUACAUCUGGUUCUGCUAUGCCAUACUCAUCACUCUCAAGCAAUUCCCGGAGAAACAACCCUUCUAUGUGCCAUUCUUUGCUGCUUACACCCUCUGGUUUUUUGCUGUCCCGGUCACCGCGCUUAUCGCUAACUUUGGCAUACCAAAGUGGGCUCGAGAGAAAAUAGUGAACGGCAUUCAACUGGGGAUUCAUCUGUACGCCCACGCAGUCUUCCUGAUUAUAACCAGGCCCUCAGCGGCCAAUAAGAACUUCCCGUAUCACGUGAGGACGUCGCAGAUCGGGAUUGUCGAGGAGGCUGCCACGGGGGCCAAAUUCCCGCACCACGUCUACGGCAACGUGACUUUCAUCAGUGACUCAGUGCCCAACUUCACAGAGCUGUUCUCCAUCCCUCAGAGUACGGGAAGCAACACCAGCAAUACGCGCAAACCAAUGGAAGACACCUCCUCUGCUGAUCGUAGCCUGACCUCCAACUGCGUGGUCACUACCUCUGAGCUCAGCGGUGCCCCUGUGCUGUUGAAGCCAUCGCUGGGGAACGAGAGUCAGCCUCCGCCCUACCAGCUCCAUGCGCCCCAACUACACCAACAUAAUGGCUACACCGAGUAUUUUAGCAUGCAUACAACCGGCGCCCGGCCGGUGUAAAGGGUCUCUUGACUCUCCCUCUUGGCUGUGCUGAUUCCUAUCUCGACAUUUUCUGGGGGUCCCUUUCUCAAGACAAUGGCACUCCCAUCCUUGGUUUCUCUCCUGGGACCCCUUUCACCUGUGGCCUCUUUCCCUUUUGUCUAAUCCUGUCUUCUUGAGAUCCUCCAGAGAGACAAGAUAGGGAGGGUGGAUGGGGUCACUUCAGCCCUACUUUCCCCACACUUCCUGACUCCUUCGCUAAUGAUCCAAUUAGUCUGUAGGUCAAGGAUCCUUCCCCAUGGGACAGUCUUAAGCUUUCCCAACCUCCCUCUGGGGUUGCUUCUUUGAAGGGAAGCCAAGCAUUGAAUGAACAUGGGUGGAAAUUCUCUUCUAGUUCAAUCAGAGCAGAGGUGGCCAAGUGUGGCCACUUUACCAUCUGUGGACUUCAACUCCCAGAAUUCCUCAGCCGGCACAGCUGCCUCAAGGAUUCUGGGAGUUGAAGUCCACAGGUCGUAAAUUUAGAGUGACAAGACAGGCCCAUCUUCGGCUGAGUUUUUCCUGUAGACCAGUGGUGUUUCUCAACUUUUUGGCAACUUGAUGAGGAGUGGACUUUCAACUCCAUGGCUGGCUGGAGAAUUCUGGGAAUUGAAGUCCACACGGCUCAAAGUUGCCAAGGUUGAGAAACACGGCUGUAGACCGAGAUCAUCUAGUUUUUCUCAGCCUCCAUUGUGAUUUCAGUGGUUUUCCUGUCUGGAUCCCACAAUGAGGAACCAGAUUCGCCUUGUAAUUAUAUCUCCAUGUUACAUGACUCCAUAUUAACAUCUUUUGGUCCACUUUUUUUUUUCUCUUUCUGCUACCUUGUGAAGAUAGUUCGAAUCUUCUAGGUCCCUCUGCCCUGGUUUCCCCCGGGUAAUGAUGUUGCCCUCGAUAGUUCCUAGGAACUAAGUUACCCUGUGGUAAA